GCGCCACCCCGCGCGCCCGCACCUAUUAAACCACACGGCCUGAGCCCGAGCAAGCAAUCUCCUUCCGCUCCCAUCGCGCUGCAGCUGCUGCCGCCGCCUCGCCUUCCCCGAUUCGCCUCCGGGCGGAGAAAGAUCCCCAAUCCCCAUGGCGGCGGCGACGGAAGAGGAGUUCACGGACGCGGAGCUGGAAGUGGCCACCAUUCUGUGCGGCCUGAAGAAGACCCUGCGCGCGCGGGACCGGCGGCGGGCGCAGCGCCUCUUGGCGGCCCCGGAGCUCCCCUCGUGGGGGCGCCGCCGGCCGCGGUCGAUGCCGGAGGAGAAGCCCGCCGCCCCUGCUCCCGUCCUCCUCCCCGCUUCCGGGGUCGCGGAGCGGGACGGCGCCGCCAGCCCGGACACGCCGCUCGCCUACCCGGAGAGCGGCGGGGACGACGCGCCGAUGGAGGAGGAGGAGGACGCCAAGAAGCCCACCUCGCACGACCAGUGGGUGCAGGAGCAGCACGGCGUGGUCGCGAGCUUGUCCCAGGAGAACGCGCAUCUCCUCACGAUCGAGGAGUACAGAGCGCGGCUGCAGAGCUCGAGGAGCACGAACGAGAGCUUGAAGCAGCUGCACAAGGUGAAGCGGGAGGAGGAGGAGCAGGAGCAGGCGCGGAAACGGCCGCGGGUGGCGGCGCAGGCGCCGGGCGCAGCGGAUCCCCGGGCUGCGGCGGCGCUGGGGCUGGACCUGAACGAGCCGGCGCGGGCGGCGGAGGAGGACGAGCAGGCGAGGGCGCAGGCCCAGGCCCAGGCCGCGGCGGCGGCGGCCUUUGAGUACUACCGGUUCGUGCAGCGGCGGGCGGCGAUGGAGAAGGCGGCGGUGUCGGCGGGGGCGCGGCGGCGGCGGCUGGAGAUCCUGCGGGCCAAGGUGGCCUGCCCGCUGGUGUCGAGCCGGCCGCGGCGCGCGGGGUGAGGUUGGAACUGGGGGACGGCGGCGGCGCCAUUGACGCCGGCGCGCGUGCAAGUUUUGAGCGUGGCAGGCUGGUCUAAUUGGACCAGCACGAGCUUGUAGCAGUCGUAGUACUUGUUAUAGUAGUAGUGGUAUAGCAGCGCAAUCAAACUGUUCUGGCGAAGAAGAGAGUGUAGGAGGAAGGAAUCGGAGCUCCCCCAUUCGUAUUCAUGGCUGGGUCGAUUUGGAGUAAGGCAGCGAGAGGUAGCUGCCGUCUGGGUCGUCCUGGAACAUUGUGAGAUUUUUUAUCGGUAUUACUAGCAAACAGUAUUGAUUAUAUUAUUGAUUAACUGUAUGUAAGAGGAUUGGCAAUGCAGCAUUUUCAAUAGAGCAGUAGCAGUAAUGGUUCUGUUU
Messenger RNA from Panicum virgatum (switchgrass), 1336 nucleotides. Its product is annotated as plectin-like. Bases 146 to 946 code for a protein of 266 amino acids. NCBI's taxonomy places the organism in Eukaryota, Viridiplantae, Streptophyta, Magnoliopsida, Poales, Poaceae. The transcript has 4 exons. The record is from RefSeq and is a predicted model, not a curated record.